GGCACCUUUGCCGCACGGUUCCGUCAGUCUUCGAUCUACGGGCAAGUCAGUCGCCUGGUCUGGACUCUUCUGGCCCUCCUAGUCCAACGAAGCCGACGACGAGUCCAUCCAGCUACCAUCAUGCGUGACCAGAGCCAGGAGCCCUGCUGUCUGCCGCUGAAGGAGGAGUUCCAGCGCUCCAAGUUCUCGUUGCACCACGAUGAUCCUGGCGCCUUCUGUCGAUCGCAAUGGCAGAAGGGGGAUCGCAGCGUGAUCUGGCUGCUCUACCGAUGGAUCCUGGCCGGUUUCUUCGCCGGCGGCGUCAUUGGCAGCAUGGUGAAGGCCUUCAACGGCGGACGAUGGUUCAUCUACCUCACGGAUUGGGGAUUCUCCCUGUGCUUCUUUUGCUGCACCUAUGGCGCCGUAAUCGCCACAAUUUACUUCAUAAAGCCCUCGUAUUUUGCUCCUGGCAGCCGGACUUUGAAGAUGUACUGGAUUUCCCACUACACAACUGUGGUGCUGGCUAUGCUGAUCACAUUGGUCUUCUGGGCUGCUCUCUAUCCAUCUAUGCCGGAAAUGGGAGCAGGGCUGUACAGCCUGUGGGCGCACGCAUUCAACUCGGUUUGCAUGAUCUUCGACUGCUUCAUGGUCGCAUUUCCCACCCGCAUCAUGCACUUCGUAUAUCCCCUAAUCGCUGGCCUAACCUAUGGUCUAUUCUCAUUGAUUUACUUCUGGUCUGGUGGUGUGGAUCGAAUGGGAAAUCGUUUCAUCUACUUCAUCUUGGAUUGGGAGCAACCUGGCCUGGCCAUCGGAUCCAUUUGUGGCUGUGUGGUUCUGGCCUUUUGCUUCUGUGUGUUGAUCUUCGGAUUGUACAGAUUGCGUAUCUCAAUGCACAAGUACUGUUGCAGAGAACCUGAGGAAAUUCCAGCUACCUCUGCUCCUCCUAAGGAGCCACGUCAAACUGUUUGAUCAAAAUUCCUUAGUUUUCAAGGGAUUCCAAAAAAAGUAGAUAGUGGAUUGCAUAUAUGCUUGGAAGCUUCAGACAGUCCAUUAAUAGCACCGAUAUAACCACCUAAUCCAGACAAGUUAUGUUUUUUUUGUAAUAAGUUAACUAAUUACGAGACUCGAGUUAGUUAUUAUUAAAACUAUUAUUGUUUAACGCCCUAUUAAAAAUGUUGUACAAUUCAUAUU
This is a messenger RNA of Drosophila elegans, 1170 nucleotides long. RefSeq names its product protein rolling stone-like. Gene Ontology annotation, cellular component: membrane. Lineage: Eukaryota; Metazoa; Arthropoda; Insecta; Diptera; Drosophilidae. The transcript is spliced from 4 exons. The coding region runs from base 121 to 948 and encodes 275 amino acids. The record is from RefSeq and is a predicted model, not a curated record.